Hordeum vulgare subsp. vulgare (domesticated barley) is the source of this 1136-nucleotide messenger RNA. RefSeq names its product rRNA N6-adenosine-methyltransferase METTL5. NCBI's taxonomy places the organism in Eukaryota, Viridiplantae, Streptophyta, Magnoliopsida, Poales, Poaceae. The transcript has 9 exons. Gene Ontology annotation, biological process: rRNA methylation. The record is from RefSeq and is a predicted model, not a curated record. The coding region runs from base 109 to 750 and encodes 213 amino acids. Gene Ontology annotation, molecular function: nucleic acid binding; rRNA (adenine-N6-)-methyltransferase activity.
UCGGAGGCGCCACUGGCUCGCCGGCAGGAAGAGAGGGCACAUCUCCAAGUCCGCGGCGUCUUCUCCCGUGCUCCGCGACGGCGACGGCGACGGCGAGGGGAGGAGGAGAUGAAGCUGAAGCAGCUGGAGGGCCUCCUGGGGGGCCUGACCCAGUUCUCCGACCCCAAGGUGGAGCUGGAGCAGUACGCGACGGGCCCCCACAUCGCGUCGAGGAUGCUCUACACGGCGGAGAACAGCUUCGAUGACAUAACUGGUAAGGUGGUGGCUGAUUUUGGGUGCGGCUGUGGUACCCUGGCCAUCGCGAGUGCUCUGCUGGAUGCUGAGCAUGUCACUGGUAUUGAUAUUGACCUCCAGUCCCUUGAACUUGCUCAAGAAAAUGCUACUGAUCUGGAGCUGGAUAUCGACUUAAUUCAGUGUGACAUAAAGAACUUAAAUUUAAAAGGCCUUCUUGUUGACACUGUUGUCAUGAAUCCUCCCUUUGGGACAAAAAGAAAAGGAGCUGACAUGGAAUUCCUUUCUAUGGGCUUGAAGGUUGCAUCUCAAGCAGUGUAUUCUCUACACAAGACUUCCACGAGAGAAUACAUCAAGAAGGCAGCCUUGCGUAACUGCAACGCAAUCAGUGCUGAAGUUCUGUGUGAGCUUCGCUACGAUCUACCACGGACCUACAGGUUCCACAAACAGAAGGAGCUUGACAUCGCAGUCGAUCUGUGGCGCUUCGUCCCACGAGCUCCAGACGAAAGAGCAAGCUAGCGGCCUAGCAUGACGUAGUGGCAACAUAACGAGAUUGUGACAUCGCGCCUGGUUUAACCACCACCACGGCACGAUGGCUGGACUUGCCAGGAGAAGAAGACGUUGGCAUGGGGCGAUUUACACAUGUUGCUCCCCUUGUGAGCGGCAGGCAAACCCCGGUGGUUUAGCAGCCAUACCCUGGGUAGCGAUGGAACUUUACAGCACCUUGCCAGGGUUGGCUGGCGUUCUCUCUGUACCAGUACUUCCUUCAGUGUAUGAUCUUGUUUUUGUCAUGCUGGAUAUCCGGCCUGAGGAAAAACAGCGUCGAAUUCAAAGUUAAGCCCCGUGGUCGGCGACAGAUCGCCUCUGCGCCCACCUCUGGUCUUUCAAAGUCCUGUUUCAAUUCA